Exaiptasia diaphana is the source of this 973-nucleotide messenger RNA. Its product is annotated as nitric oxide synthase. NCBI's taxonomy places the organism in Eukaryota, Metazoa, Cnidaria, Anthozoa, Actiniaria, Aiptasiidae. The record is from RefSeq and is a predicted model, not a curated record. Bases 96 to 647 code for a protein of 183 amino acids. The transcript is spliced from 5 exons.
UAACUCAAUGCAAUCAKGYAAACCAWCCCAACUAUUAUCAGCAGCCURCACAACAAGGACAGCAAGCAGUACAAGUGGUGCUUCCAGGCRUUUCAAUGAAUAAUCAACAGCUUCAGCCACAGGCAGCCCAACAGAACAUUCAGCCCYCUCAGGUCCAGUAUAUUAAUCCACAACAGCAACAGACACAGCAGGGUUAUGUUGUUGCACAAGGCAACACUAAUUUCCCUAGCAACCAAGUAUUUGUGCCUAUCAACCAAGUGCAACAGCCGCAGUAUGUUCAACGAUCACCUGUUUUCAUGGUUGCMAGCAACCAAAGCAUGAUCCCAAACAACCAAAGUGUCUUCCUUGGMAACCAAAAUAUGGUCCCUAGCAACCCGAAUAUGGUCCCUAKCAACCAGAAUGUGGUCCCUAGCAACCAGAAUGUGAUGCCUGGAGACAGGAUGCCUAACAAUCAAAAUAUGGCACCUAGCAACCAGAACAUGGUCCCCAGUAACCGAAACACUGUCCCUAGCAGCCAAAACCCAGUGUUAGCUUCAGUGCAGAGUGAAGAAGGUGAAGGUGGCAGCUCUGACCCAGACCAACGACUCAUACAAAGUCAGGAGAAUGAAUGGAUCAAAAUGGAUUCUGAUAAAAACAAGUUGAUUUAAUUGAAUAGCAAAACCUUAUGGAUCAAUGGAGGUUUUGAUGUUGGCACACUUGGAACUACACUACCUUUAUUGGACCCCUAGGGGUCUAUAUGGAGUACAAGACCCUUUUAAGUUGUUGUUUUUUGAUAACAAAGUUGACAUAUCAAAGUACUGACAGCCUCACCUAGGUUUCGAUUAUAUAUUUUGUUCCAGUUCACUCUUGUUCAUGUUAUUUGUUAUAAAAGUGUUUUUGUGUUGGAAUAGGCCGUUUGCAUUACAUGUAUGACGUAACUUUACUACAACUACCAGAAAGCCUUGCGCAUUUUCAUUGUUAUUCAGAUUUUUAA